Molecule: messenger RNA, 3464 nt
Organism: Exaiptasia diaphana
Lineage: Eukaryota; Metazoa; Cnidaria; Anthozoa; Actiniaria; Aiptasiidae
Product: neural Wiskott-Aldrich syndrome protein
Exons: 3
Coding region: 2151-2972 (273 amino acids)
Source: RefSeq, a predicted model, not a curated record
UUGCUGAAUGUACAUCGCUGCAGUUUAUUUCCCCUUUCGAAACUGUGUUCAUCAAAGAAMUUAUCGCUUUUACGGUAAGAGUUACUAUAGUUGCCUAAAGUCACAAUACUUUUCACUUAAACUUCUGUGCAGUACUUUUAACAAGAGUCUUGCAAGAGUUAGUAAAGCUCAAUUUGAAGGCGCACAAAAGCUUACAAAUUUGAUAGCCAUUCGAUUCAAGAAGAAACUAAGUGGUUCAAAAUGGCGAAACUGGAUMUCAAAUUAGUGAUGGUAAUCCUUGCCUUGUUUCUUUUGGUGAUGCUACUUAAUGACGCCGACGCAGCUUAUAGCCGACGACGAAGCUACUCGACCCGGMGACGAUCGUACUCGACCCGGAGACGUUCGUACUCGACCCGGCGAAGAUCGUAUAGUAGCCGAAGGCGAACAUCAUACAAUUCGUCCAGAUCGACGACAUCGUCGGGUUCUUCUGGACUUGUGAUAGGACUUUCCAUAUUUGGCGCAAUAGUUGGUCUCGCUAUAAUCGGGUUUUUGAUUGGUUACUGCUGCUGUAGGAAUAGUCGAACUAACACAACCGGAAGUGUUAUCUCAACUCAGCCGGAAGUUCGAUUUCAGCCCGAGAACCAGRCCGGAAGAGGAGACAGUCUUCCACCGUACGCUGCGUUCUCCAACGAUACUGAUCCUUAUCCGACGAAAAAAGACAUGUAYCCACCCCCAGGGGAAACUGUUUCCCUGGCCUAUCCACCACCUGGUGGUCCCCCAGGGGAUGUAGCUUACCCACCAGCGUAUCCCAUUAGUGAUGGGGCGAUGGGAGGUCCACCCAUGUACACAGCCCCUGUGGAUAGUGCGGCAGCUUAUCCUCCACCACAGGUAACCCAACAAACACAAGAUCCAGCACCACCACAGGGACCCCAACCCACACAGGGCUGGCAACAGGUGACACCUUUGCCCGAGCAGGUGCCGUUAAGUGGGCAAGCAAGUACUCCAGACCUACCCCCACCGGCAUAUGUYGAUGCAUUAAAGGACAACCAAGGUGGUACACAGUGACACUAAACAGUAACCAUGGAAACAAUAUCAAAUUUUAACUUUUUUAGACUGUGUGAUGUCCACAAUUGGAAAGCGUGACACCCACACGUACGUCUUUCUGCAUUUCAGUUGUCAAAAARUAUAUGUGUGCAUCAAUCAAUAUUGCAACCCCCCCGGAUCGGGCCAAGAAAUUAAUACAUUACAGGCGGGGAUUUUACACUAUUUUAACAGCAGCAGUCAACGGGAAAGCUUGGGAUAAAUGAUUUGUUUAGUCGACUCUUUUCGGUCUCUAAGAGCUGAAAAAUGAGAAAUAUAUGUAAUCCAAGACCGAAAUGUAUUGUUGGUCGUUGUAUCGCCGUUGAAAAGGAGUUUUCGUGGUGUCAUAAUGACUAUACCAGCUAGCUCCGUUCACUCAAGAACUUAAAUUGCAAAGCAAAUUAAGUUUAGAUUUUUUUGAUUUUAUAACGCCUAACGUGGAGUUUAACAAAACAUGGUCCACCAGCAUUCAAUGCGGUCGUGUAUUAGAUUUUUCAUUUUAUAUUUGCAAAAUGAGGUGACUUCGAAUUCAAUAUCUAUUCGCAAACCGCUUCCAUCUGUCGGUUUAAAGAUCGAAGCUUACAACAUCUCCAUUCAUAUAGUAUAAAGGGAUAAUAUAGAGUAACUUUCUACUUAUAUUACGAUGUAUUUUUAUUUUCAAACACGAGCAAAAGCUCGAAAUGGAUGCUGGUAGACCAUGUUCCUUUAAUAGCAACAAUGCAUUGCGGCCUUGGAAUGCACUAUGAUUUUCUGUAAGUUUUCAUUACGUAAUAGAAGGCUUUUUUUWAUUGACGUGGUUUUAUAAAUCUCAUGCAAGAAUAAGCACUGACAUUUUGCAUAUAUCAGACUGUCACAUUGAAUGUGUAUUAGUAUUAAAAGAGGUUUAUUUUCCCUUUCGAAGCCUUAUUCAUCGAAGAAAAUCAUUAAUAAUUGCAGUAAUUUAGAGUGCAGAACUUUGAAAUCCCUUAAACCUUCCGAAUUAGCAGCAUUCUUCAACAAAAGGCCUUGUCGUCGAACAUUGAAUAGAGCUGUAGUCACUUGCGACAUCAGGGUAACAAAACAACGAUUCGAUUGCUUAUAAACAAUUCAAAAUGGCAAAACUGGAUYUGAAGCUCGUUAUGGUCAUUUUGGCCUUAUUUCUGCUGGUGAUGUUACUUGAUGAGAGUGAUGCUCAGGAUACGUCACGACGACGACGAGCCGAUUCUCGCCGACGAUCGAUUUCCMGCCGGCGAAGAUCGUCGUCAUCUCGUCGAAGAUCGUCAUCUCGCCGAAGAUCGUCAUCUCGUCGAAGAAGAUCGUCAUACAACUCGUCUAGGUCGACGUCGUCGUCAUCUUCUGGAAUGGUGAUAGGCCUUUCCAUAUUUGGUGCAAUAGUUGGUCUCGCUAUAAUCGGCUUUGUGAUUGGUUACUGCUUCUGUAGGAAAAAUCGACGCAACGCAACCGGAAGUGUUAUUKCAACCCAGYCGAAUGUUCGAUAUCAACCCGGUGACCAGACCGGAAGAGGAGACAGUCUUCCACCGUACACUGCGUUCUCUAACGAAGCUGAUCCUUAUCCGACGAAAAAAGACAUGUACCCACCCCCUGGGGAAGCUGUUUCCCCGGCCUAUCYACCACCUGGUGGUCCCCCAGGGGAUGCGGCUUACCCACCAGCGUAUCCCAUUAGUGAUGGGGCGAUGGGAGGUCCACCCAUGUACACAGCCCCUGUGGAUAGUGCGGCAGCUUAUCCUCCACCACAGGUAACCCAACAAACACAAGAGCCAGCACCACCACAGGGACCCCAACCCACACCGGGCUGGCAACAGGUGACACCUUUGCCUGAGCAGGCACCGUUAAGUGGGCAAGCAAGUACUCCAAACCAACCCCCUCCGGCAUAUGUCGAUGCAUUAAAGGACAACCAAGGUGGUACACAGUGACGCUAAACAGUAACCAUGGAAACAAUAUCAGUAUAUAAUUUUAAUUUAUAUUUUACACCAUUUAAUGCUUACUUGCAAAAUAGAUAUCGCACCAAUAUAUCUUUCUACAAUCAAAAUGGAUUAGACGCAUAAUUGGCRCAUUUUUAAAAAAAUCACCCGAAAAGAGGGAGAGCUAAACUGUGUGCUUCCAAAUAAGGUAAUAUAAGAAUGCCAAAUAUGGAAGGCAAAGUUUAGCACAAGAGUUAAGUUGUUUGAUAUACAUUUAGUAACGUGAAAAAUUGCUGUGUUUAGUUUAUACGCUAGCUCGUGGCAACACAGUCAGCAAACCUCCAAAUAAGGCAACAAUUCUAUGUAAUUAUACUUGAUACUUAGAGUUGUCAUAAAAUAUUGUGCAUCGGUAUAUCGAAUAUAGAACAAAUCGUAUUAAUACAUUUAAUUUGUACCAAAAAUAGGAUCAUGGCACCCAAAGCYAAGAAUACAUUGUAUGCUGUA